Cyclocybe aegerita is the source of this 1875-nucleotide messenger RNA. NCBI's taxonomy places the organism in Eukaryota, Fungi, Basidiomycota, Agaricomycetes, Agaricales, Hemipholiotaceae. The record is from the annotation of a GenBank genome assembly.
UGGCAUCUUCCGCCGUCACACGUUCAAGACCACUCGAUUGGAAGGCUGCUGCCCCAGAACCUCCAGCAGGAACGCAAACUUUCGCUGCCCAAGCGUCUCUGCCUCGAUUACCCGUUCCAAAUCUCCAGGAUACUUUGACUCGUCUGAAGGAGUCACUGGCGCCAAUUGCUUGGAGCGCAUCGGAGUACAACUCAGUUUUAAAGAAGAUCGACCAAUUUGGUUCUGAAUUAGCACCAGAGCUGCAGAAGCGGUUGUUGGAGAGAGCUACCCAACACCCUCACUGGUUGGAAGAAUGGUGGGACGACGGUGGCUACCUGGGAUAUCGGGAUUCUGUUGUUGUGAACGUUUCCUAUUAUUGUGGAUUUGAUUCGCCCCCUUCCCACCUUGGGCAAAACCCGGUCGCUCGUGCUGCUGGUAUUACCAGGGCCGCCAUGUUAUUCAGGCAGCAAUUAAAGCAAGGUUUAAUCAAACCGGAGAGCACCAAGGAGGGUCCUAUAUGCAUGGAAACCUAUCGGUGGAUGUUCGACUGCUGCAGAGUACCAGGAGACGGUCUUGACUGGAGUAUUUCUUAUGCGAAACCGGGAAAUCUCGGAGAUUCCGGUCAUAUUAUUGUUAUCCGCAAGAAUCGUGUCUGGAAGGUAGACGUUACUAACAAUGGUAGAAUUUUGAGCACCGGAGAAAUAGAGAAGCAAAUUCAGCAUAUCUAUGAUAAUACUCUACAAGAGUACCCUGGUGUUGGCGUUCUCUCGGCCUCCAAUCGUGACAUCUGGGCCAAGGAUUACGUCGAGCUGGCUUCCCAAGGCCAGAAUGCCAACAUCAUAGAAGCUAUUCAGUCCUCAGCAUUUAUCAUUUCCCUUGAGGAUUUCCGCCCCAAGGAUUCUGUCCAACACAGUCGAGGUCUCUGGCACGGAGACGUUACGGGAGGGGUUCCAGUUGGCCUAAGGAACAGAUGGGUCGACAAGCCCCUGCAAUUCAUCGUCUUCGAUAACGCGGUUGCGGGUUUCAUGGGCGAACAUUCCGUCAUGGACGGCACACCCACGGCGCGGAUGUGUGACGAGGUCCUGGAUAUGCUCUAUGACCCUGCAUUCGAUCAUGGAAAUCCCUCCGGACAUGAUUUCACCCCUUCUCCUCUUGACUGGGAAGUUACCCCCUCCAUAGCUCAAGCAAUCGUGAAAGCGGACAAAGCAGCUGCGGAACUUGUGGAAAGUCAAGAGCUAGGGUUCUACCUUACGUCUUACGGCAAAGCCGCUAUCAAGAAAUUUGGAGUCUCUCCAGAUUCAUGGGCACAGAUGAUCAUCCAACUUGCAUAUCGGCGUCUUAUUGGACCGAAUAAGAGGAACGGAGGGACAUACGAAGCUGCAACGACUCGUAAAUUCUUCAAGGGGCGGACGGAGGCCAUCCGGGUCGUUACUAGCGAAUCCGAUGCAUGGGCGAGGAGCAUGGACAACCCGGCCGCAACAAAGGAGCAGCGCAAAACGCUCUUCGAUGCAGCUGCUGCGAAACACAUAUCCCUUGCGAAAGCAGCAGGCCAAGGGCAGGGUGUCGAUCGUCAUCUGUUUGGCCUCAAAAAACUUUUGAGAAAGGGCGAAGAGGCACCUGAGCUCUUUACUGACCCAGUUUACACCCGGUCGUCGUACUGGACCCUCAGCACCUCGGCCGUCUUCUCGAAACACUUCCCAGUCUAUGGCUGGGGCGAGGUCGUUCCUGAUGGUUUCGGAGUGGCUUACAUGACUGGUUAUGACGGUCGACUUCAGUACACGGUGACUUCCCGCAGGGAGAUGCCGAAUGCACAGUUUGUGCAGGAAAUUGCAAAGGCUGCAGAAGAUCUGUAUGCGUUGCACAAAGAUGUGGCAAAACCCAAGGCCCAACUGUAAU